GACUAACUUCAUUAUUCACUCAGAGUCAACAAUAUUUCAAAAUCUGUCCCACCUGAAAUUGAUUUACCUAGCUGAGAACAGGCUGUAUCCAACAACAGUGACAACUGCCCCACUUUCAUGCGCUGGAAACAAUCAGGAGUCAGACUUUUCUACCUCACCGCUCAUAGGACAUCCAAAGAUCAAUCAUAUGAGUUGACACACGGCCUUAUCCAACAAGAGUGCUUUGACGCUGGACGAGUGAUCAUCCUCAGCUCAAAUAAUCUCUUCUUCAUUUCUCCAAAGCAGUUUGAGCACUAUGGAAACAUUUCAUGUCUCAACCUGUCAGGGAAUGGGUUUUCGGCAGCACUUAACGGCACAGAGUUCACCUCGCUUCCCAAUCUGACAUACCUGGACUUGUCAUAUAAUAAGAUUGAUCUGGCCUAUGACUACGCCUUCAAUGAACUGAAAAAACUACAAGUUCUAGAUCUCAGUCACAAUUCUCACUACUUUACAGCAUACGGGGUGACACUCAAUUUGAAUUUUACUCAAAACCUGCCUGCCCUAAGAGUUCUGAAUAUGAGUCAUAACUUAAUUUCCACAUUAACAACAAAACGCAUGUACAGCACGUCUUUAACAGAACUUCGCUUUACGUAUAAUUAUCUGGGCACUCUUUGGAAGGAAAAUGAGAACGCCUAUAAGAUGCUUUUCACCAAUCUUACUAAUCUCACAAUUUUAGACAUAUCUUACAACAACAUCACAAAGAUUCCAGACAACGUGUACGAAUAUUUACCACGCAACCUCACCAAACUACUUAUCAACAACAACAGACUCACUGAUUUCAUAUGGGACCGACUGGCACGUUUCCCUCAACUUGAGACUUUAGACUUGAGCUCUAACUCUUUAACUAAUGUAACGGGUUCAGACUCGAACAUCACGCAAACUUUGACAUUCCUUGACUUGAGUCAUAACAACAUUUUCCAGUUGGACGAUGGAUUUCUAAAUGGUGUAAAAAGCCUCAAGUCGCUAAGUCUUAGUGGCAACAAACUGACCAUCAUCAACCGAACCACCUACCAUAUGUGGUCUGGAAGUCAGAUUGAGAGUCUGCUCUUACAGGAAAACCCGUUCCAGUGUACUUGUGAUUCAUUCAAUUUCAUUCUGUGGAUUCAGAGCACUGAUGUAAAGAUCCCUAGACUGUCCACUGCCGUGACGUGUGACACACCAGCAAAUCAGAAGGGUCAAGCUCUGGUGAAAUUUAACAUUAACCAGUGUGUGAACAACAGUGAAGCGUUCCUGAUCUACAUGCUCACAAAUUCCUUUAUUAUCAUUCUUAUGUUUGUUGCAACACUUGUUCACUUGUUCUACUGGGAUGCCUCCUAUGUCCUGCACUACAUGAAAGCUAAGAUUAAGGGAUACAGGUCUCUGAACUCACUUAAAAGUGCUUAUGACGUCUUUGUGAUUUACGACACCAGAGAUCCGCAUGUGACUGAGUGGGUGAUGAAGAACCUGCGAGUGAAACUGGAAGAGGAAGGGGAGAAGCAUCUUCCUCUGUGUCUGGAGGAGCGGGACUGGCCCCCAGGGGUCCCACUCAUAGACAACCUCACGCAGAGCAUUCGAUACAGCCGCAAGACCCUCUUUGUCUUAACAGAGGACUACGUUAAGACUGGGGUUUUUAAGCUGGCUAUGUAUCUGGCUCACCAGCGCCUGCUUGAUGAAAAUGUUGAUGUGAUAGUGCUGCUGAUGCUGGAGCCUGUCCUGCAGCGCUCUCAUUUCCUGCGCCUUAGGAGGCGACUGUGUGGGAAAAGCAUUGUGGAGUGGCCAAGAACAGCUGCUGCAGAGCCUUGGUUUUGGCAAAAUCUGAGGAGUGUGGUGAGAGUAGACAAUCAGGUGAUAUACAACAAGACAUAUUCAAGGUACUUCACCAACAACUGACGCAGGGAUGAAGAUGAGCUGGCUCAAUAAUGUAAAAACUGUUGUUUUCUAUUAAAGCUGAUGCGAUUCUGUACAGUUUUUGUCAAAAUUGUGUUAUAAUCAUCCGCUGAUACAGUCACAUUUACUGAAUUUCUAUAUUUUGUUUGAAAAGGUUUCUGAAUAAAUCAUCACAUUAAUUCUGA
Molecule: messenger RNA, 2090 nt
Organism: Notolabrus celidotus (New Zealand spotty)
Lineage: Eukaryota; Metazoa; Chordata; Actinopteri; Labriformes; Labridae
Product: toll-like receptor 7
Exons: 1
Coding region: 118-1908 (596 amino acids)
Biological process (GO): canonical NF-kappaB signal transduction; toll-like receptor signaling pathway; positive regulation of interleukin-6 production
Cellular component (GO): plasma membrane
Molecular function (GO): protein binding; pattern recognition receptor activity
Source: RefSeq, a predicted model, not a curated record